Messenger RNA from Arabidopsis arenosa, 1494 nucleotides. The record is from the annotation of a GenBank genome assembly. Lineage: Eukaryota; Viridiplantae; Streptophyta; Magnoliopsida; Brassicales; Brassicaceae.
AACAAAACCCAAAAGUCAUCUUCUCUAUUGACUUAGAGAAAAGCCACAAUGUCUCGCCUACAAUGCCUAACAAUGGCGACUGCACUAAUUCUGCUUCAAGCUCUGAGUUCAGUAAGCUCAACUAUCCUAUCCCGGGCCGAUCGGAUCACCCGUUUACCGGGUCAACCCCGGGUCGGGUUUCAGCAGUACUCGGGUUAUGUUACUAUUGACGAUAAGAAACAGAGAGCUCUGUUUUACUACUUGGCUGAAGCAGAAACCAAACCCAUCUCAAAACCUCUCGUCCUCUGGCUCAAUGGAGGACCUGGAUGUUCAUCAUUAGGUGUUGGUGCAUUCUCUGAGAAUGGACCUUUUAGACCAAAAGGAUCAGUCUUGGUGAGGAAUCUACACAGCUGGAAUCAAGAGGCUAAUAUGUUGUAUCUGGAGACACCUGUUGGAGUUGGAUUUUCUUAUGCAACUGAGAGCUCCUCUUAUGAGGGUGUGAAUGAUAAGAUCACUGCAAAAGACAAUCUUGUGUUCUUGCAAAAAUGGUUCCUCAAGUUCCCUCAAUAUCUCAAUAGAAGUCUUUUCAUCACUGGUGAAAGCUACGCUGGCCAUUAUGUUCCUCAGUUAGCUCAGCUUAUGAUUCAGUACAACAAGAAGCACAAUUUGUUUAAUCUCAAAGGCAUUGCUAUUGGCAAUCCGGUUAUGGAGUUUGCGACGGAUUUCAAUUCACGAGCGGAGUAUUUCUGGUCUCACGGGUUGAUAUCGGAUCCAACAUACAAAAUGUUCACAUCUUAUUGUAAUUACUCGCGAUAUGUGAGUGAGUACUAUAGAGGAUCAGUGUCAAGUAUGUGCACUAAAGUGAUGAGUCAAGUUAGCAUCGAAACAAGUAGAUUCGUAAACAAAUAUGACGUUACUCUUGACGUUUGCAUUCCCUCUGUGCUAUCUCAAUCCAAAGUUGUUAACCCUCAACCUCAACAAGUGGGAGAGACUGUGGAUGUGUGUGUAGAAGAUGAGACGGUGAACUAUCUUAACCGGAGAGAUGUGCAAAAAGCUCUCCAUGCUCGGCUUGUCGGAACUCGCAAAUGGGCUGUUUGCAGCAAUGUGCUGGAUUACGAAGUACUUGAUGUGGAAGUACCAACGAUUAAUAUUGUAGGAAGUCUGGUUAAAGCUGGAGUUCCGGUUCUUGUGUACAGCGGAGAUCAAGAUUCUGUGAUUCCGUUGACUGGAAGUAGAACAUUAGUGAAGCGACUGGCUGAAGAGUUGGGACUGAGAACAACCGUGCCUUAUCGAGUUUGGUUCGCAGGACAACAGGUUGGUGGGUGGACUCAGGUUUAUGGGAACACAUUGGCGUUUGCAACUGUGAGAGGAGCAGCCCACGAAGUACCAUUCUCGCAGCCCGCGAGAGCGCUCGUGUUGUUUAAAGCAUUUUUGGGUGGUCGUCCUCUCCCUGAAGAUUUCUGAUGUUUUCACCAGUUUAUAAGCUUGGCGAGAAAAGAAAAUACUUGGAAAUUU